CGCGACAACACCAACGUGCAGUCUAAGUGCUGCCGACUGACCGCUGGUCUCGCGGAACACGGCCGGUUGCCCUUUGUGCACUAUCUAUACCUUUGCCAGAGGCCCCCAACAAAGGGCGCUCGCCAUAUAUUCCCGCCGGGGCGAGGCCAUGCCACUGCGAUCCACGCCAUACGCUACCCCGUCACACGUACCGCGCGUCCCCCAUGUCACCCCCGGCCUCCAAGCGGCAUAGCGGUAAUGGCAUCACCACCAUCGACAAGCUCGACUAUCCUUCAAACCCCGCGCGUCGCCCUCUCCUAGCCCCCGACAGCGAUACCGAGUCGCAACGACGCAGCCAGGGCACCAGCUACGCCGGAAGCUUCUUUGAGCAGGUUGCCGAGGGCAUCUACGAACAGGACCGCGUCAAGAUGCAGCGCGCCGCCCUCCGCUGGCUCAGCUUUGUCUGGGCCAUCGUCAUCUGCCUCUGCGCCGGCAGCAUCACUGCCUUCUCCCUCUAUGGACAUUUGUUCCAGUCCAAGCUCCAUUACACCCAGGUUCAGGUCAACGCCGUCUCCAUUGGGGCCGAGCUCGGCCUGUACCUCCUCGUCCCCAUCUUUGGAUACCUCUGUGAUCGUCUGGGCCCUGGCGUCCCCGCCGGUCUUGCGGGUGUUCUCUUUGGCGCUGGCUACUUUCUGGCUGCAUUUGCAUACCGGAGCGGCCCGCCUCCUGCGGCUGGCGGCUAUGGAUGGCCUUUUGGUGUCAUGAUCCUGGCCUUUGCCCUUGUCGGCAUGGGUACGAGUUGCAUGUACCUGUCUGCCGUCACAACAUGCGCAAAGAACUUUGGCCGCGGUAAUAGCAAGGGUGUGGCUCUGGCGGUACCCAUUGCCUCAUUUGGACUGAGCGGCAUGUGGCAAAGCCAGGUUGGAAGCCGCUUGUUGUACGAGAAGAACGCCGAUGGAACCAGGGGAGAUGUUGACGUCUUCCGCUUCUUCCUCUUCUUGGGCACCCUGCUGCUUUGUGUCGGCGCCGUCGGCUUCUUCGCCCUACGCAUCGUCGACGAGGAAGAGAUGAUUGACGAGGCUGUUGACGAGCUCGAGAGAUCUGGUCUUCUACAGCCUGACGGUUUCUUCCACCAAGCUGCACAGCACCAUGGCUAUGGUACCAUGGAAACGCAGGACCUAUCUGACUCGACCUUUGACUUCCUACAGUCUGAAGCCGAGCGCCUGAAAGCAAAGGCAGAAGAGGAGGCUCGUAAGAAGACGUGGCUUCUAAACGAAGAAACACGUCUCUUCAUUAUGGACCCGACCAUGUGGUGGCUGGCAGCUGGCUUCUUCCUCGUGACUGGACCCGGCGAAGCCUUCAUCAACAACCUAGGCACCAUUAUCGAGACACUUACACCUGCCAACGUCGCGACCAAUACCUCACCAGCCACCCACGUGUCCAUUGUUGCCAUCACCUCGACCCUCGCUCGCUUGGCUACCGGCACACUCUCUGACAUCCUUGCUCCUGUUGCACAGUCGCACCAGCAUUGCCGCAACCCAGAGUCGGUCGCAAAUUCUGUGUCAUCCCUCCCGCCUCCUGAGCAGCCCCGAAAGUUCACCAUGUCUCGCAUCACUUUCCUUGUAGCAUUCGCUUUCCUCCUCUCCCUCGGACAGCUCCUGCUCGCAACAGGCUGGGUUCAGAACCACGCUUCUCGCUUCGCCGUUGUUUCCGCCCUCAUCGGCGCAGGUUAUGGUGCCGUAUUUUCCCUCACUCCCAUCGUUGUCUCUGUCGUCUGGGGCGUCGAGAACUUUGGAACAAACUGGGGCAUUCUGGCCAUGACGCCUGCUGCAGGCGCUACCCUCUGGGGCGCCGUGUACGCUACUGUGUACCAGAAAGCCGCGAAUAGUGCCGAGGCUGGUGUUGAAAAAGACCCAGAAGACGUCCUUUGCCAUGGCAAGGCAUGCUAUGCGCCCACCUUCUGGGCCAUGACUAUUAGUGUUUGGUUCGCCAUGGGUCUUUUCCUCUGGGCAUGGAGAGGCCCUGGUGGUUGGAAGCGAAAGGGCAUUGCUGUAUAACACCCUAGACAUAUCUCAUUUUCCUUAUACACUCUCCUGUUUAUUUGUCGUUUUAUGCAUGGCGAAGGGAGUUUUUUGUCUCUGUCAUUUUGCUUUAUUGGAUUUCUCUCGUCAUUGCUCCGUGUGCUGUUAUCUGGUCAUGUGCAUUGUAUCCAUCUGGUCUGGUCUUGUCCUCUGGUUAAAUCCCUCGUUUGAUAGUUUGCAUUGAAAUUUUCAGCAUGUUGAAGAAUUAUGACACACGGCGUGCAUGGCAAUCUGAGUGUUGUGUGUAACGUUGGCAACCUCGCAAGAUAAAGUGGGUAAGAGGGGGGUGUGAGAGGGGGAGAGAUAAGAGCUCAAAUCCGUCCCAAGCAAAUUGGCCCCCCGCAAUCUUGUUUCCCCCGCUUCCAUCAUCAUCUUAUCAAGCGCACGAUAUUUGUAUUACAUAUGCUCGUGUACCGUCUUUCGAAAAUCUUAUCAUUAUAAAG
Molecule: messenger RNA, 2503 nt
Organism: Bipolaris sorokiniana ND90Pr
Lineage: Eukaryota; Fungi; Ascomycota; Dothideomycetes; Pleosporales; Pleosporaceae
Exons: 1
Coding region: 204-2036 (610 amino acids)
Biological process (GO): transmembrane transport
Cellular component (GO): membrane
Molecular function (GO): transmembrane transporter activity
Source: RefSeq, a predicted model, not a curated record